AAAAAAAAACGCACAAAAAGAAAAACAAAAAGAGAGAGAGAGAGAAAGAAAUCGAGUUUAACUGCUCGUGUCUCUCUGUGCCACUCAUCUUCAGUUUUGUAAGCGUCUUCAUAACUUAUAAAGUUGUAUCGAUCUCUCUUCUUCUUUCUUUGGUCACUCUCUGCGUCUUUCUUUCUUUCUUUGUUAAUAAUAAUCCCAAAAGAAAGAUAAACAAAAAAGAAAAGAAAAAAACACAACUUUCUUGAAACCGUGUUUGUUUCGUGUAAUUUUCAUAGUUGUUACAGAUUCUCUCCUUUUGGGUUCUUUUUGUAAUCAUCAUUUCAUUGACUGAUUCUGUUUUUUUUUUUUUUUUUGUAAUUCCUUAUUACAAAGGUUUUUUUUUGUUUCUUUGUUUUGUUUAGCUUUAUUAUCCAUUUCCAUCAGAACCAGAGUUGUUCGUUGUUGCUCUGUAAUAACAACAACUCGAGUCAAUUCUUAUACUUAAGGAAAAAAAAAGUUUCAAUUUUUGGUCUCAUCUCAGUCGAAAAUUGCUCAAAAUAGUUAUCGAUUUCUAGGGCUCUGACUGGUUUUGAUUAAAGGAAUCAAUUCAGGGGAGAUUUCGAGUUCUGUUGUUGUUACAAAAAUGGCGGAAAGGGUCGAAGCAUCUGUAACAGAAGGAGAAAAUACUAUUGAAGAAAGAGAAGUAGGAGCUAUGUGGGAAUUAGAGCAGAAACUUGAUCAACCCAUGGAUGAAGAAGCUAAUAAGCUUAACAACAUGUAUAGUAGAGAAAAGGGCUUAUCAAUGUUGAUGCUUCUAAGGCUGUCUUUUCAAAGUCUAGGGAUAGUUUAUGGAGAUUUAGGGACUUCUCCAUUGUAUGUGUUCUACAAUACAUUCCCUGAUGGAAUUGAUGAUAGUGAAGAUGUAAUCGGAGCUCUUUCUUUGAUCAUUUACUCUCUUUUGCUUAUACCUCUUAUCAAGUAUGUGUUCAUUGUCUGCAAAGCUAAUGAUAAUGGUCAAGGUGGGACUUUAGCGAUAUACUCGUUGCUUUGUAGACAUGCUAAAGUGAAACUAAUCCCGAAUCAGCACCGCAGUGAUGAGGAUCUCACGACUUAUAGUCGAACAGUAUCCGCUGAAGGGUCUUUUGCUGCUAAAACCAAGAAGUGGUUGGAGGGUAAAGAUUGGAGGAAGAGAGCUCUUCUGGUCAUUGUUCUUCUCGGGACUUGUAUGAUGAUCGGUGAUGGUAUCUUAACUCCAGCCAUCUCCGUUCUUUCGGCAACUGGUGGGAUCAAAGUCAUCAAACCAAAUAUGAGCGGCGAUAUCGUUGUGCUCGUGUCUAUUGUCAUUUUAGUGGGAUUGUUCAGUAUGCAACACUACGGUACAGACAAAGUCGGAUGGCUCUUUGCGCCUAUCGUGCUUAUUUGGUUCCUCUUCAUUGGAGCCACUGGGUUAUACAACAUCUGCAAACAUGACACAAGCGUUUUAAGAGCGUUUUCGCCCACAUAUAUAUACUUGUACUUCAAAAGACGAGGUCUUGAUGGUUGGAUAUCGCUUGGUGGCAUUCUUCUCAGCAUAACAGGCACGGAGGCACUCUACGCAGACAUUGCUUAUUUCCCGUUACUAGCGAUACAGCUCGCCUUUACGUUUUUUGUGUUCCCUUGUCUUCUUCUAGCAUACUGCGGACAAGCUGCGUAUCUUGUAAAUCAUAAGGAACAUUAUCAAGACGCGUUCUAUGCAUCUAUCCCGAAUAGUGUGUAUUGGCCAAUGUUUGUAGUCGCGACAGGAGCUGCAAUCGUCGGGAGCCAAGCUACGAUCUCCGGGACUUAUUCGAUAAUCAAGCAGGCCGUAGCUCAUGGGUGUUUUCCUCGAGUUAAAAUUGUUCAUACUUCCAAGAAGUUCCUUGGUCAGAUCUAUUGCCCUGAUAUUAAUUGGAUACUCAUGCUCGGCUGCAUUGCGGUUACUGCUAGUUUCAAGAAUCAGAGCCAAAUCGGAAAUGCAUAUGGGACCGCGGUUGUUCUCGUGAUGCUUGUGACCACAUUGCUAAUGGUGUUGAUCAUGCUGCUCGUGUGGCAUUGCCACUGGAUCCUUGUCCUUAUAUUCACCGUUCUCUCCCUCUUUGUGGAAUUAUCGUACUUCUCAGCCGUGAUCUUUAAGAUCGAUCAAGGAGGAUGGGUUCCGCUCAUCAUAGCAGCGAUAUCUCUUCUCGUAAUGUCAGUAUGGCAUUAUGCAACUGUCAAGAAAUAUGAGUUUGAAAUGCACAGCAAAGUGUCCAUGAGCUGGAUACUAGGCCUCGGUCCCAGCCUCGGGCUUGUCCGUGUCCCUGGGGUCGGGUUAGUCUACACGGAAUUAGCAAGUGGUGUCCCUCACAUUUUCUCUCAUUUCAUCACCAACCUCCCCGCAAUUCAUUCGGUUGUAGUCUUUGUCUGCGUCAAGUACCUUCCGGUUUACACCGUCCCUGAAGAAGAGAGGUUUCUUGUGAAGAGAAUCGGACCAAAAACAUUCCGAAUGUUCCGCUGCGUAGCCAGAUAUGGUUACAAAGAUUUACACAAGAAAGACGAUGAUUUCGAGAACAAACUGCUGACUAACCUCUUCUCAUUCAUUCGAAUCGAAACUAUGAUGGAGCCAGCUUCAAACUCAAGCAUCUACAGCAGCACGUAUUCCGUUAACCAUACACAAGAUUCCACCGUAGACUUGAUCCACAACAACAACCACAAUAGCAACAACAACAACAUGGAUAUGUUCUCAUCGAUGGUGGACUACACGGUAUCAACUUUAGACACGAUAGUCCCUGCUGGUUCACCGCAAAACGGGGUGAGUUUCAGUCAGGACAACACGAUAGAGGAGGAGGCAGAUGAGUUGGAGUUUCUAAAGACUUGCAAAGAGUCAGGGGUUGUUCAUAUUAUGGGAAACACUGUGGUGAAAGCAAGAAAUGGAUCAUGGCUUCCAAAAAAGAUUGCUAUUGAUUAUGUUUAUGCAUUUCUUGCUAAGGUUUGUAGGGAGAAUAGUGUUAUCUUGCAUGUUCCUCAUGAAACCCUUUUAAACGUUGGACAAGUCUUUUAUGUUUAGUUUCUUUUUUUUUUUUGUAAAACAAUUACAGAUAAAGGGGAAUAAAGGGAUACCAGAUUUAAGAUUAUACCA
Messenger RNA from Arabidopsis lyrata subsp. lyrata, 3115 nucleotides. Its product is annotated as potassium transporter 9. The transcript has 9 exons. The record is from RefSeq and is a predicted model, not a curated record. Gene Ontology annotation, cellular component: membrane. Gene Ontology annotation, biological process: potassium ion transmembrane transport. Gene Ontology annotation, molecular function: potassium ion transmembrane transporter activity. NCBI's taxonomy places the organism in Eukaryota, Viridiplantae, Streptophyta, Magnoliopsida, Brassicales, Brassicaceae. The coding region runs from base 623 to 3043 and encodes 806 amino acids.